This is a messenger RNA of Hydatigera taeniaeformis, 2007 nucleotides long. The record is from the annotation of a GenBank genome assembly. NCBI's taxonomy places the organism in Eukaryota, Metazoa, Platyhelminthes, Cestoda, Cyclophyllidea, Taeniidae.
CUGUAUUCUGAUGGUAGUACUCGUUAUUUUUCUGGUAUUUUUUUAGAUUAUAACGAUUAUCAGGAUCUUGUCCCAAGCUCUCUUGAGGAAGAAAGUUCAAUCACUCCUGGAACCGCUAAUCGUGCUUCGCGCCCUCAAGAUUGUGGGGGCGCAGAUAGCGCCCCGUCGAUAGAGUUCGAUGCCCUCGUCAUUGAUGAUAUUGGCAACCCACUUCAAGGCACUCUUAACUCGACUUCAUCCGCCUUUCAAGCAUUUGGGUCCGAUGAUGGGUCAGAUGACUUCGCAGAAUUCGAUUUUAGUUCUUUGGCAAAACUAACUGGGAGUCAUAAAUUUGCCACUGUGUCACCGGGAUCUAUCAGACAGCUAAACUCUGUUCCUUCCAUCCCGUUAACUGAAGAAAGAGCCAAGGUCGAUAUGUUAGAACGGAACUCUCGUCCUCUAAAGACUCCUGAUGAGAAGUCAUCUGUUGAGUCUCCUGGUCUGCCUCUCGCUCAACCUGGAAGCGCUGCUACUCGCCCUCUAAAGGUUGCUAGUGAAGCCAAGGUCCCUCCACAACUGGGUAAACCUAUCGAUCGCUCCUCCCUGAUUCAAGCCUAUCAGAAGAAAAUUAACUCUGGAAAGGAGAAGGAUAUCAUCAAUCUCCUUGUAGUGGGUCAUGUGGAUGCUGGAAAGAGUACUCUGAUGGGGAAUGUGUUGUGUCAGUUGGGUCACGUUAGCGAGAAACAAUUGGCCAAGUAUCAGUGGGAGGCGCAAAAGAUUGGAAAGGCAUCCUUUGCUUACGCUUGGGUGCUUGAUCAGACGUCGGAGGAGAGGUCGCGUGGCAUUACCAUGGAUAUUGCGCAGAUGGCAUUUGAGACCCACUCCAAGAGGGUGGUUCUCCUGGACGCCCCGGGCCAUCGAGAUUUCGUGCCACAAGUGAUUGGCGGUGCGGCCCAAGCAGACGUCGCUCUACUGGUGGUCAAUGCCACCUCGGGUGAGUUUGAAACAGGCAUGGAACUAGCCGGAGGCCAGACACAGGAACAUGCACGUCUUGUGCGCCUUCUUGGUGUCUCGCGCCUUAUUGUAGCGGUGAAUAAAAUGGAUACGGUAUCCUGGUCUCAGUCCCGUUAUGAGGAGAUCCGUAUCGUCAUGAUGCGUAUGUUGAAGACCAUUAAUCAGACGGACGCAGUCUUCUGUCCAGUCUCUGGUCUCUAUGGUAUUAAUCUGCUGCAUUCAACUGACACUCCUCCAGAGAAAGACAUUCAACAUCUUGCUCCGUGGUAUAGUGGACCUUGCCUUCUGGACAUCAUCGACAGUCUGGACAAGGUGGAGCGGCCAGUGGAUGCACCAUUCCGCUUCGUCGUAAGCGAUGUCUUCAAACCAGUUGGUUCCUCAGUACCAGUAGUAGCGGGUCGAGUUGUUUCUGGAGCCGUAUCAGCGGGUGUAAACCUCGCUACCAGCAAGAUCAUUUGUCUCCCUUCUGGGCGAAUGGGUUCAGUUCGAUCGAUACGUUCGUUGGCAGCUGUUCCUAGCGGCGGUGGGGGUGCAACGAGUGCAUUGGAUAUCAUUUUGCCUUAUGCAUUCGCCGGUGAUCAAGUUGGUCUAAUGCUCUCUGGCCUCGAUCCGGAUCUUGCAUUGACUCCUGGCGACGUCAUCAGCGAUCCUGAUCCGCCUCUACCAUCUAUCACAACCAGUUUACGUGCGAAGGUUCUCGUCUUUGAUGUUCAUCAACCGAUAACGAAAGGAUAUCCUGUUAUAUUCUAUUAUCACUGCUCUUCAGUACCAGCUGUUAUCACAAAACUUCUGUCUGCGACGGUAAAAGACAAAGAUAGUGGCAAGAAAGCUAUUGUCAAACCGAGAUGCCUAUUUGGACGGUGCACUGCUGAAAUUGAACUAACCCUGGAAUCUCCUGUGUGUAUGGAAAUUUAUGAUGUCUGCAAACCGCUUGGUCGGUUUGUACUGCGAGUGGCGGGGGAGUCCAUUGCUGGUGGAACUGUCACUGCUACCUGGAAUGAAAGCAUUGGUUGA